Molecule: messenger RNA, 1536 nt
Organism: Micromonas commoda
Lineage: Eukaryota; Viridiplantae; Chlorophyta; Mamiellophyceae; Mamiellales; Mamiellaceae
Product: monovalent Cation:Proton antiporter-1 family
Exons: 1
Coding region: 1-1536 (511 amino acids)
Biological process (GO): proton transmembrane transport
Cellular component (GO): membrane
Molecular function (GO): antiporter activity
Source: RefSeq, a predicted model, not a curated record
AUGGACGAGACCGGGGUGAAGAUGAGCACAAUGUUGGACGACGGCGCGUCCACCGCCUCGAUACCCUCACCGACGCACUGGUACGACGACCCGCAACGAGCACUCGGGGCGGAGCUGGUUGAGAUUCUCACGAGGACGCCGUUCGUGCUGGUGCUCGCCUAUUACGUCGGCAAGGCGUUCGCCAAGGCCAGGCUCCCGCGCAUCAGCGGCUACCUCGUCACCGGUGUGGUAUGUGGCUCGCACGUCCUCGGCAUCCUGGGCCGCGGCGCCACGCGGAGGCUCGCGGGGCUCGAUAACCUCUGCCUCGCAGUCAUCGGCGUCGCCGCCGGUUCCGAGCUCCACCUCGCGGACCUGCGACGCUCGCCCAAGCCCACGCUGAUCAUGACCGCCGCCAUCACCGCGUUCUCCUGGGCGUUCGUCUUCGUCACGUUCUGCGUCGUCGCGCCGUCGUCCAACCUGGACUUCCUCGACGGGCUAUCCGUCGUGCACGUCGUCGCGGUUGGCUCGCUCGCGGCGACGCUUUCCGUCGCGAGGUCGCCGGCGUCCGCCAUCGCGGUGCUCAGGGAGAUGGAAGGCCGGGGACCGUUCUGCUCGCUCGUGAUGUCGGUGACGGUCGUGAAGGACGUGCUGGUGGUGGUGAUGUUCGCCGUGAACCUGGAGCUCGUCGCCGCGGCGCGGCUGGACUUUUCGGCCGUCGGGGGCGGAGCGGGCUCGGGGGAGGGGAGCGGGGCGGGGGGCGGGCUCGGGGGAGAAGAAGGGGGGGUUUCGUCGACGGCGGUCGCCGCGCUCGUCGCGUUCAUGCACCCCGUCUUCAGCGUCGCGACGUCCGUCGGGCUCGGGGUCGUCGCGGGGUUCGCGCUCGGUCAGUGUCUCAAACCCCCGCGGCUUCGAACGCUCGCGAACCGACCGGCGCUCGCGAGGGCGGUUCGAUGCGUCCAGACGCUGGCGCUGUCCGCGUCCAGCUUCUGGGCGGCCAAAGCGUUGGGUCUGGAGCCCUUACUGCUGUGCGUCGUCGCCGGGGCGCUCGCGGCGAACAGGCAGCACGUCACCGGCGAGGAGGAACGGGAGAGGCUCGACUCGGUGCUGAGGGCGUCGAUGCCGCUCGUCAACGUCGUCUUCUUCACGCUAGCCGGCGUCGGCGUGCACCUGACGUCCGUGUACAAGUCGUCCGUCGUCGCGACGCUCUUGGUGGGUGCCAGGCUGCUCGCGCUGUACCACGCGGCGAGGAUCGGAUGUGACGCCAUCGGGGCGCCGGAGAGUCACAAGAAUGUGGCGUGGAUGGGAUACGUGACCCAGGCCGGGGUGGCGUUGGGUUUGGUCAGGACCGCCGCCGCGAGGUUUCCGCAGUGGGGAGACGAGUUCGGCGCGCUGAUGGUGGCGACGAUCGUGAUGAACCAACUCGUGGGUCCGCCCAUGUUCCGAGCGGCCAUCGUGAGCGUCGGAGAGAGCGGCGUGGAUCCCGGGCCGACGCCCAACCGGGCGGCGACUUCGGAGCUCGAUAAAACGCUCGAGGUACCCGUCGCGUCGGAGGCUUGA